This is a messenger RNA of Pleuronectes platessa (European plaice), 2211 nucleotides long. RefSeq names its product sialoadhesin. The record is from RefSeq and is a predicted model, not a curated record. The transcript has 9 exons. The coding region runs from base 664 to 1713 and encodes 349 amino acids. NCBI's taxonomy places the organism in Eukaryota, Metazoa, Chordata, Actinopteri, Pleuronectiformes, Pleuronectidae.
CCUGUUUUAUCUACUGUUACCAGAGCCAGUGGUAAACGUGCCUGUUUGAUUUGCCAGGUCAACUAAAGGCCGACUGUGGGACUCAGUCCACAGAACCGUUGAUGGUCCCAGUCACCUCUGCUGCAGAGCACUGGUCACCUGUGGGGGGGCUCCUGCUUCAACCCCGUGGCUUCAGAGGAAGUGGCACGCUACCCUGACCCUGAACACCCUGACUUCCACCUGUGGGACCUGCCGCUUGUGCCCGACACCUCCCCAGUCGAACCUGAGGGAUACAUUGACAGAGACAAACGGUGUACUGGGUUCUCUUAGCUUCGGUGGGAGAGAGAAGAACCUGGAAGAGAAGAGGAAAGCCAGUCUGGAAACACUGAGACAAAUCAGUCGAGCGACUGGCCCGACAGCGAGGCGUGGAACCCCGAGACUUAAAAAGCUGCGGACUUGUGCAAACCCUUUAGAUAAGUUUUCAUAUUGUUUGAUGAGGUUUUAAAUAGAGACACUGUAAAUACUAAGUGAGCAUAAAUCAUCCAAAUAUAGAUGUAGAAGUGAUCCCCUUUCAAAGUGUGAAAACUUCCUUUUUCUGUAAAGUCUCAUUCUCGUGGUGAGGCUGUGUGUGACAGACUGAUACAAGUGGGUCCUCUGAGAAAUCCAGUUGUAGUCCCACAUGAGAUGGAGGCUCAGGAAGUCACGUGGUUGGUUUUUCUGGCCCUAACAAAACAUGUUUCUACAAGUGACCCUGGAAGUCCCGUUAAAUACCCGCCCACUGAACCUAAACUGUCUAUGAGUUCUGAGGUCACAGAAGGUCAGACCAUCACCAUCAGCUGCACUGCUGAAAGUUUCCCACAGUCAACUCUCACCUUGAUGAGGAUCAACACAAAUAAUCAGGCUGAAAUAAUCACUGAAAAUAAUCUUUAUUCACGACCAAUCAACUCUCUCUACCACAAGAUUAAUGUGACAUCAGCCGACGCUGGCUGGUACUUCUGCCGUGCCCAGAACACUGAGGGCUCAAAGAACAGCAAGUGGAAGGAGUUGGUGGUGAAAUACCCGCCCACUGAACCUAAACUGUCUAUGAGGUCUGAGGUCACAGAAGGUCAGACCAUCACCACCAACUGCACUGCUGAAAGUUUCCCAAAGUCAACUCUCACCUUGAUGAAGAUCAACACAAAUAAUCAGGCUGAAAUAAUCCCUGAAAAUAAUAUUAAUUCACGACCCAUCAACUCUCUCUCCCACACGUUUACUGUGACUUCAGCCGACGCUGGCUUGUACUCCUGCCGUGCCCAGAACACUGAGGGCUCAAAGGACAGCAAGUGGAAGGAGUUGGUGGUGAAAUACCCGCCCACUGAACCUAAACUGUCUAUGAGGUCUGAGGUCACAGAAGGAAACUAUCUGGAGAACCUGAGGUUCCUCGUUGUUGCUCUACUUCUCCUGAUGAUUAUCAGUGUAAUUGUGGUAAAUUUAAGAUACUGGAGGAAAUCUGUUCAACAAGGAACAACAAACACCAAAUCUCCUUCUGGUUUUUCGAAUGAACCAGAGAGCCUGCAGGACUAUGAAAACAUUAGUAAUGCAGCUGCACGUGCACCAACAUCUUCAAAUCUAUUUGACGACCACACCAGUGAAGGUGAAGUGGAGCUGAACUUUCCACAGGUGAGAUUCACAGCGACGCCCCGACGUCAGACGACCAACAGAGACUCCAGCAGCUCACACCAAGAUGAGAGUUAAUACUCUGACGUCAGGAUUUGACCCGAGAUGUUCUCGUCCUGCUUUUUACAGCUACCUCGGUCCUGAGGAAGUUUAUAUCCACAAUAAGUCAUCGCAGGGAGGCUGAAGUUUGUGUGUUAAGCAAAAUAGGUCGUAUCUUAAAACUAGUUAGCAAGAAGGCACAGAAGUUACAUUACUGAGCUAAAGUGGAUAAGUAUUUUAAACUGUUAUUCAAAGGUUUUGGGGAAAAAAGUGAACUCAGCAAAAUGUGAGGGAUAAACGGUUAAAAUGCUUAUUUUGCAACUUAAAAUGUAAAUAAUGUGAGUGUAAAAUGAUUGUAUUAAAAUCUUUUUUAUUUUAUCUAUAUAUAUAAAUGACAUGCAGUUAGACAAGAAAUGUAGAGAAUCACUGCUGAAUGUUUUUUUUGUGCUUUCCAGUUUUGUGAACUUAAUCCAAACCCUCACACCUGAAAUGUAAAUAUCCUGUUGCUCAAAAUAAAAUGAAAUAUGUUGGAACAAA